Messenger RNA from Fonsecaea nubica, 1587 nucleotides. RefSeq lists its product as hypothetical. Gene Ontology annotation, biological process: transmembrane transport. NCBI's taxonomy places the organism in Eukaryota, Fungi, Ascomycota, Eurotiomycetes, Chaetothyriales, Herpotrichiellaceae. The transcript has 2 exons. Gene Ontology annotation, molecular function: transmembrane transporter activity. The coding region runs from base 1 to 1587 and encodes 528 amino acids. Gene Ontology annotation, cellular component: membrane. The record is from RefSeq and is a predicted model, not a curated record.
AUGGACGACGUCAAGGAGGAGAAACCGACAGAGAAUCCCGAAGGUCCCCUGGCGUCUGGCGAGCAACAGGUUGUGAUAUCCUUGGACGGGGAGGUUCUCAACGCAUCUGGCCACGUGGACCAGCUGAACCGCCAAUAUGGUCUAUUGAGUAUCUUGGGUCUUGCAAUGACGGUCGACAAUGCAUGGGUCGCCCUGGGAACAUCGCUCGCCGUCUCGAUCUACAAUGGAGGUGCUCCCGGAGUGAUAUGGGAGCUGUGGGUUGCGGCCUUCUACUACAGCUUCAUCAACGCCUCCAUCGCCGAACUCGCGUCCUCGGUGCCUUCUUCUGGAGGCGUCUAUCACUGGGCGACCAUCACCGCAGGGCCCAAAUGGGGCCGUCCCAUGGGGUUCUUUGCCGGUUCUCUGAACUAUUUCGGCUGGUUGUUUGACCUGGCGUCCAUUUCAUACAUCAUGUCGGAACUGUGCGUUCAGAUGUACUUUCUGUACCAUCCAGACUAUGUGAUUCAGCCCUGGAAUCUGUUCGUGGGCUUGGUGUGCAUCAUUGUGUUGUGUCUGACCGUCACCAUCUUUUUCAACAACACGCUGGCUUAUCUUCAGCACUUUGGCCUGUUCAUUGUCACGGUGGGCGGCAUCGUCACCAUCAUUGUCCUCGCGGGCAUGCCAUCUCGCCACGCGUCCAACAGAUUUGUCUGGACCGACUUCCAGAACAACACGGGCUGGAGCGGCGGAGUGGCUUUCUUGACCGGUGUUCUCAACGGGGCUUUCACCAUCGGCACGGCCGACGGGGUGACACACAUGGCUGAAGAACUGCCCAAUCCCAAACGUGACCUACCCAAGGCGAUCUUCGCCCAGAUCGGCCUCGGGUUCCUGUAUGCGUGGUGCUUCGCCAUCGCGCUCUUCUACGGCGUCAACGACCUCACGGCCGUGCAGAACAGCAACGGCUCAUUCCCACUGGCGCAGGCCUACUCGCAAGCGACGGGCAGCCGGGCGGCGACGUUCGGCCUCCUCUUCAUCAUCUUCCUGUCCCUCGUGCCGUGCCUGAUCGGGACGUUUCUGACUGUCGGACGCACCUGGUGGGCGCUCGCCCGCGACAAUGCCACCCCGUUCUCGGGCUUCUUCUCGCGCGUGAACGAGAGACUGAGCUGUCCCAUCGAAGCCACCCUCCUGACGGGGCUGCUGACCAUCGGCCUCUGCGCAAUCACCCUCGGCAGCAAGACGGCCUUCAACGACCUGGCCGGCUCCUUUGUCGUGCUCAGCAGCGUCUCGUACGUCGUCACCAUCCUCCCCAACAUCGUCACCCGCAGGAAGUACAUGCCCGUGGGGCCGUUCACCCUGGGCAGGUUCGGGUACCUGAUCAACGGGCUCGCGGUGGUUUUUAUCAUUUUCUUCGACACCUUUUAUUGUUUUCCUUACGCCCUCCCCACGACCACCGCCACCAUGAACUACAACUCGGUCAUCCUGGUCGGGGUCGUCGCCCUCACGACAUUUUGGUGGUUCGUCCACGCCGUGCGCAAAUACGACGGGCCCAACGUGGGCAAGAUGAUCCAGGCGAAUCUCAUGGAGGCGAGGCGGGCGUCAAAGGUUUAG